This is a messenger RNA of Microbotryum saponariae, 2635 nucleotides long. The record is from the annotation of a GenBank genome assembly. Lineage: Eukaryota; Fungi; Basidiomycota; Microbotryomycetes; Microbotryales; Microbotryaceae.
AUGCUUCGGCGAUCACUCACCACCACAGCCAAUCUGGCCAUCAAAUCCAGGGCCUUAUCCUCGGUUGCUUCCUCAUCUCGGGUGCCCCUUGUUGGAGUAGCCAUCGGUCGAAUCGCUCCGAACUGCAGCCCCACUUGGCGACCGGCACCGAUUGGCGCUCGAUCAGCUUCGACCUCUUCCACCUGUGAGUACAGCCACCUCGCGCAGUAGCCAUCGGUUCGCUGAUCAGAUGUCACGUUGUCCACAGCUUCCGAUGCUCCCAAGGUACGGACUCCAUGCUGCCCGAGACCGGCUGCGGCUGAUUGACGCGCCAUGAUGGAGUUGGCACUGACGUCAGUUCGCACGCUGGACCGCUUGCGGUGCCUACAGCUCCAGGAUACUGGCUUGUGGAUCACGUCGGGGUUGAUCAACGGCGAAUGGACCUCUGGAACGGCGACCAAGACCUUCUCCGUCAUGAGUCAGUCUACUCUGAACGUAAAGUUCCACCCAGCGGUCGGUGGGCGGCGGCUUCAUUCCACUGUAUCCAUUCCACAGAUCCUGGUACAGGAAAGCAAAUUGGUACUCUGCCUGAUAUGGGCUUGGAUGAUACCAAGCAAGCCAUCGACAGAGCAUACGAAGCCUUCCAGACGUGGGGCAAAACCUCCGAGUACGAGCGGAGCAAGAUCCUCGCCAAGAUGUUCCAGUCAGUCGACGAUCAUCAUCAUCUGACCUCUCUGACAGUGGGAAAAAGGACCCUGAUUUAACACUCCGGCUCCACCCCCAGAUUGACUAAUGAGUCCGCCGAAGAUUUGGCGCAAAUCCUGACCGCCGAGAACGGCAAACCUCUCGUCGAUGCUCGAGGCGAAAUUAGUUACGGUGGAUCCUUCUGGGAAUGGUAUGCUGGAGAAGCUGUCCGAAGCUACGGCGACAUCAUUCCUAGCUCGGUUCCGGGAGUCCAAAACACCGUCAUCAAGCAGCCUGUCGGCGUGUGUGGUAUCAGUGAGUUGCCCAUCACUGCCUAGGCCUCUUGCUGAAAGCUCCAGCUCAACCCAUCUACUCCAAUCUCAGUCACUCCUUGGAACGCGAGUCAUACCUACUUUUCAUCAUUACUUCAAUCUUCAUUAUCCAACUGAUCGAAUGUAUGGGUUUGCAGUUCCCCAACGCCAUGGUCACAAGAAAGGUCGGAGCCGCCCUUGCCGCAGGCUGCACCGUCGUCAUCAAGGUCAGCAUAGCGAGUGUACGAUCGUCCACAGUUUUUCGGGCCUGAAACUUUUGUCCCACCUCAGGCGCCUUCCGAAACACCCUACUCGAUCCUCGCUAUCGCCGAGAUCGCCAAACGAGCCGGCGUCCCCGACGGUGUCAUCAACGUCAUCCUCACGCAAGAAUCCACUUCUGCCGUCGGGAAAGAACUUUGCGAGAACCCCAAGGUCCACAAAGUUUCCUUCACCGGUUCGACGAGGGUCGGUAAGAUCUUGAUGAAGCAAUCGAGUGAAUCGUUGAAGAAGUUGAGCAUGGAAUUGGGUACGUACGUUCGCACCGGCGGGGCGUUUUGGGAUCCUGCCUCACGGGCUCGUCUUUCGCACACAGGUGGGAAUGCGCCGUUGAUUGUGUUUAAUGAUGCCGAUCUCGACAAGGCCGUGGCGGGGACGAUCGUUUCCAAAUUUCGUUUGAGUGGUCAGACUUGGUCAGUUCGCGAAAUCGAGCCAUCAACCUUUUGCCAAACACAGGUCGGACUAAACGAGGACUCUCUCGCCGAUCAGCGUCUGCGCGAACCGUAUCCUCGUCCAGGAUGGCGUAUACGACAGAUUCGCGUCCAAACUCGCCGACGCCGUACGCAAGUUCAAAGUCGGGGAAGGGACGGGAGAGGGGAUCACGCAUGGUCCUUUGAUCCAUGAGAAUGCGGUCAAGAAGGUCAAAUCCCAUGUUGAGGAUGCGAAGAAGAAAGGAGCCAAGGUCGUUGUUGGGGGGGAUGUGUUGGAUUUGCCGGGGUACUUCUUCCAGGUCAGUCGUAAGAGUAAGGAGUUGCUUCGAAUUGCAGGGAGAUUGAACUGACGACCUCAAUUCGAACACGAAAACAGCCAACGGUUCUCAUCGAAGUCCAACGCUGCGCCAUCGACGAGGACGAAACCUUUGGUGAGAAGGAAGUACAAGUAGACACAACAAUGCUUCCCAGAAAGCUGAUGGUUCGCCUUGGGGCGUAUAUCCUUUCCCUUUCUCUUAGGUCCGCUCGCGGCCUUGUACCGCUUCAAGACUGAGGCCGAAGCGAUCGAACGAGCGAAUGAGCCUGAUGUUGGUCUGGCUGCGUAAGCACAAUCCUCGCCUCCCCAUGCAGGCAUCUACCUGAUCUGACUUUUAUCCUCUCAGCUACAUCUUCACCGAGAACAUCUCGCGCAUGCAUCGCGUAUCCGCGGCUUUAGAAACGGGAAUGGUCGGUGCGAACACGGGGGCCAUCUCGCAAGCUGGGAUCCCGUUCGGCGGCGUCAAACAAUCUGGGUUCGGGAGGGAGGGGUCGAAGUAGUACGUUGUUGCGAUUUGGUCAUCGAGACUGAGUGUGACGACGAAGCUGAUGCACGUUUGCGGUAAUGGUUCCCUUUUUUAAAGUGGUCUCUCGGAGUAUCAGAUCAUCAAAUUCGUGGCGAUCGGGGGAUUGAACUGA